UUUUUUAGCUAUCGGUAAAAAAGCGGAAAUUGCUGGAGCAAGUGAUCAAACAGGAACAUACAUAUAUUGAAGAAACAAUAGCCACCGAACGACAGCGGCGCGUCACGGAUGGCGUACUCCGGAAGGGUGUUCAGUAUUUGGAAAUGUUUGAGCGAUACAUGAAUGCAUUGAAUGAUGCGGUGGGUGCUGAUCCGGAUGAGCAAAUUUCAAUGAUUGUACCAACCUGUUCUGCCAAUCAUACUGUUUACCUGUGUGAUUUUCAUGCUGAAAAUUUUGGUGAGGUUAUGGCCAGCCAGCGGCGACGAUGGGCAUUGGAACGGGUAAACGCAAUAAUUCAGGAACAUUUGGAACGCAGCCAGCAAGAGCUGAUGCCAAUGUUGCCGUCAGCUAAUGUUGCAAACUUCGGGUAUACGGAGUUUUUGGAAUAUUUAAUAUACAAAAUCGACGAGGCACUGAAAAGUAUUGAUGGAGCACAGAACAGGGCGUAUCACCGAUUACUUCGCUUUCAGCAGAAGUUGAAAGAUAAAAUGGUACGUUGA
Messenger RNA from Gongylonema pulchrum, 539 nucleotides. The record is from the annotation of a GenBank genome assembly. Lineage: Eukaryota; Metazoa; Nematoda; Chromadorea; Rhabditida; Gongylonematidae.